AUGACGGAAGAUACAGUCUCAAGGUCCAUUGAUCAAGCCAGUCCAGGUCUUCGCGACCUCAGCAUUACAAUCCACGAAACCCCCGAGCUCACGUAUGCCGAAUACAAAGCCCACAGCGAAAUCUGCAACUUCCUCACCACUCUCAAUAUCGGCCUCACCGUCACCCCCAAAGCCUACGGUCUAGACACGUCCUUCCUCGCCGAAUACGGCCAGGGCGGCCGGCUGGUCACCUUCUGUGCCGAGUACGAUGCCCUCCCCGAGAUCGGACACGGCUGCGGCCACAACCUCAUCGCAGUGACUGCCAUCGCCGCAUUCCUAGCCGCAGUCGCAGCCCUGAAGGAGAGCAACUACCCCGGCCGAGUCCGUCUCCUAGGCUGUCCCGCUGAAGAAGGAGGGGGAGGGAAAGUGAAGCUUAUCAACGCAGGCGCAUUCACAGAGACAGACGCCGCGCUCAUGAGCCACCCCCUGUCGCAUCUGCCACAUAUCAGCGCUCGCUCAGCCGGCGUCGCGUACGGGACAUGUCUGGCAGCUGUGGGAUUCUCGGCCAAAUUUCACGGCAAACCGACGCAUGCGGGCCAGACGCCGUGGCUAGGCUUGAACGCGCUCGAUGCGACUGCCCUGACUUAUUCGGCGGUGGGAUUGCUCAGACAGCAUAUCAAGCUGACUGACCGGAUCAAUAUCAUUGUUUCGGAUGGGGGGACGACGACAAAUAUAAUCCCUGAUAAAGGGGCCAUCAAAUGUACUGUUCGAUCGGCGACGUUGAGUGACAUGGAGAGUUUGCGGACUAAGGUUGAGAACUGUUGUCGUGGCGCUGCGUUGGCGACUGGGUGUACUGUCGAUAUUGUCCCAGAUAUGGACGCGUAUGCCGAUAUGCGUCCGAAUGAAAGCCUAGGCUCUGAGUUCACUCGGUAUAUGGGCACCCUAGGGCGAGAGUACUACUGCGACCUGCAACUAAGGGACGUCGGCACAUUUAGCACUGACAUGGGGAACGUCAGCUACGAGAUCCCUUCAUUCCACGGCCUGCAUUUCAUUCCCACGCCCAGCGGAACAGGGAUGCACACUGAGGAAUUCCGCGAUGCUGCCAAAACAGACGAGUCUCAUGAUAUCAGCAUGGGGGUUGCCAAGGGCCUUGCUGUAGCUGGGUUAAGGGUUCUAUUAGAUGACGAAUUUGCGGCGCAGAUGAAGGUUGAUUUCGAGCAGGACAAGAAAUUGAGAUAG
This is a messenger RNA of Aspergillus versicolor CBS 583.65, 1218 nucleotides long. Its product is annotated as M20 family metallopeptidase. Gene Ontology annotation, molecular function: dipeptidase activity. The record is from RefSeq and is a predicted model, not a curated record. Lineage: Eukaryota; Fungi; Ascomycota; Eurotiomycetes; Eurotiales; Aspergillaceae. Bases 1 to 1218 code for a protein of 405 amino acids. The transcript is spliced from 4 exons.